Messenger RNA from Myotis brandtii (Brandt's bat), 3905 nucleotides. RefSeq names its product consortin, connexin sorting protein (gene CNST). The coding region runs from base 48 to 1529 and encodes 493 amino acids. NCBI's taxonomy places the organism in Eukaryota, Metazoa, Chordata, Mammalia, Chiroptera, Vespertilionidae. Gene Ontology annotation, molecular function: connexin binding. The transcript has 11 exons. The record is from RefSeq and is a predicted model, not a curated record. Gene Ontology annotation, cellular component: plasma membrane; trans-Golgi network; transport vesicle. Gene Ontology annotation, biological process: positive regulation of Golgi to plasma membrane protein transport.
UGGAAGGACUUUAAUGAAACUCACAGGACUCCACAAAAGAUGCUCUAAUGGAUGACAGUGAACCGCCUGCAGGUAAACUUCAGAUAGAACCACAAGAUGGGCGUCCUCCUGGUGGCGGUGUGGAAAGUGUAGGGUCCCGCUUGCCCUCUGCAUCGGACGAAAAUGAAAAUCGCCUUGACGGGUGUGGGCAUGACCGCCUGACCAGCAGUGACGGCGCCAUGGGCAACCCUGCAGCGUCCGAGCAGGACAGUCUCAACAACAAUGCAGGCUGCACACCCAGCUGUGAGGCGGCCGCCAGUGCGACCUCAGAAAACACUGCUUGUGAAGGCCCCGAGGAUGGACAGGACUUCUCGGGAAAGGACGAAAACAUACCUGGAAAGAGAAGCCCAAGAACCAAGACAGGCACGGCCAGGAAGAUCCCACCAGGACUUUCCUCGGGGGAUUCCACAUCUUUAAUGCAAGAAGACGUGCUAAGUGCAGACGCAUGUGCUGUUGGUGAGGAAGAGUCAGCCGAAGGCAAUGCUAACGACCAACCAGAAGCCCCGACACUGGCUUUGCAGUCUCUGUUCUCACUGAUCCGCGGUGAGGUGGAGCAGUUGGACUCGAGAGCACUUCCCCUUUGCCUCCAUCAGAUAGCAGAGUCCUAUUUCCAGGACGAGGACUAUGAGAAAGCAAUGAAAUUCAUUCAGCUUGAACGACUGUAUCAUGAGCGAUUGCUUGCCAAUCUUUCUGCUAUUCAAGAACAAUGGGAAACAAAAUGGAAAACUGUACAGCCACGUGCAGCCACGUCUCCAAGGAAUUCAGAAAAGGGAUUUAAUGGUGAAGAUUUUGAACGGCUUACCAAAUUUUGCGCAACACAUCAAGAUCCUCUUUUAUCCAAAUCUAAGACAGCAGCUGCGGAGACGGCCCUGGGGAGGGAGAGCUUUGCGCAGUCAGCGGUGUCGGAGGGUCCCCAGGGAAGCGGAGCUGCAGCCGAGGAGCCGGAGCGUGGAACUUGCCCUGGCAUGGAGCCAAGUGGAGAGAGCCAGCAGAGGGAGGAGACCCCGGGGAGCGGGGAGGACGACCCCGACCUCCUCCCGGACCUGUCCCCCGACGAGGCCUCCUACAGCCUCCAGGACGACCCGCCCUCCCCCUCCGACGGCAGCCUGUCGCUGGAUGACCUGGCGAGAAGGAUCGAGGUCGCGGAGGUUGUUCCUGCUGCAGGACUGGUCUCCAUACUAAAGAAGAGGAACGACGCCGUGGGCGACCACCCUGCCCAGAUGCAGCAGAAGCCGCCCAAGCGGAGGGUGCGGUUCCAGGAGAUAGACGAUAACCUGGACCAGGAUGAAGCUGGGAGUGGCUCCUGCAUUUUGCUGGUCUUGCUGUGCGUCGCCACGGUUCUGCUCAGCGUGGGAGGAACCGCCCUGUACUGCGCUUUCGGGGACCUGGACUCGCCCGUGUGCACGGACUUCGCCGACAACGUGGACUUCUACUACACGAAGCUGCUGCGGGGCGUGGCGGAGCUGAAGCACUGGGUCCGCCUCUCCUAGCGCAGCAGCGGCCGCCCGGGCAGCGAGGGCCCGAGGGGAACUCACUCUCUAGGCGGCUCUGAUUUGGGGGGUUGUGUACCGCGCCCCGUGAGGAGCCGUGGACGUCAGCAACUGCAGCUUCAGCAGGCGGCCCAGGGGACCGGCACCAUCGACCUGCGCGUCGUGGGGCAGGAAUGGCCUGGCCGUCCCCCUCGCGGCCGCCUCCGCGGGCUGCUGCGCUGCGUUAAACGGGAGUGUUGCAGCCACGCGUCCUUAGCUUCAUGUCAAGCUGACACUUAAUGACACUUGGUUUCCACUAGUUGGUCCAAAGACGUCGCUUCCAGCCAUCACGCAAUAAGUGUGGGUGUGAUCGAAAGGAGGUACCCAUGUGUCCAUGUCUUUUUUCAGUUGGCCUGGAGCGCUGUGUAAGCAAGGCUUUGCGCGUCAUUGACACGUUCUGGUCUCCGUUUGUGGAAUGGUUGGGUGCACAUGCGUGUUUGCGUGGGUGCGUGCAUGUGUUUCAGUUAAUCAUGAGCAAAUACCCAACGCAAAAUAACAAAAAAAUGACCUUUAUUCUUUUAACUUGACUAUAGAUGUGCAGGCACAAAUCUUUAGAGCGGGUUUCACUGUGGAACCGAGGAGAUGUAGAGGUCUUGGCCCUGGAAGGAGGAGCUAUGACAGAUCUGCAACAAUUAACUUGAUUAACAAGCCAGGAAUUAACUACAGACCUGGAGGUAAAAUUCGAGAGCUCCCUCUGAGUCUCAGGCAGGCCGUUUCAGCAUGGAUUCGAGGCCUCGUGGAGUAUGAUGAAUGCUGGACUCAAUUCAGCAAACGCUUACUGAGCACCUAUUAGGUUCUGAGUCUAAGAACUGAAAUACAAAGAUAAUGAGGUACCAGUUCCUGCCCUAGAGGUUUUCAUUCUGGCCUUGUGUUAAAAAGAUACUUUGGCAAAUGAAAUUAAGUCACCGUACAACUCAGUGUUAGCAGGUCAUGCGUUCAGAGGUUUGAACGUGCAUUCAUGUCACAGGCUCGAGUUAGUCCUUUUAUGGGGUCAUUAAGCAGAAAGUCAAUCAUGUCUUAAAUAAGCAAAUGUCUGAAUUUUGUUUAAAUCUGUCAGUUACGUGGCAUUUCCUUUUCUGAGGUCUAUCAUUUAUGAAGCCUUGCUGUGGCUUUUUAUAACAUAGGCAGCAUUUUAAAAGAAACAGAACAUGAAUUAUAGUUUUUUAGCGAGUGAUCAUUACUUCAUGUUUUUCUGUCAGAAUCACGUGAAAGAAAAAGGGAGAAGUUACUUCCUAGUUGUUACUGGCUGGUACAGUACCCCUUCAUGUUCUGCUUAUUUAUUUAGAUUAUGUGAAUUUUGAAGGGCUUUUUAUAUGUGAUGAAAGUGUGUUUUUGAGCAUGCAUUCGGUUUUCCCAAUGUAGAUAUUUAAUUACUGUGUACUUAGUAUUUUGAUUUCCUAUAAAUUCAGUGUCUCAUGUUUUUAGGCUUGUUUCUUUUAAAAUUGAUGUUUGAUUUUCACUCAUAAUACUGUUUGACUUGUCUCAUGUCACCAUAAACUAAUAUUUUCAAGGAUUAUAGAUCAAAGAUAUUUAUUUAGAAGUAUACAAGAUACUGAAAUUUAGAUUCCUUAUACUUAAGGCUGAUUUUAUUAGAAGGUUAUUUUAAUGUUCUAUUAUAAAUUUUAAGAAUUUGUAUUCAAACUGUAUGUAAAAUAUGUAAAUGUCAACGGUACUAUGUUAGAUGGUUCUAUAAAAGACAUUCACCAAGUCUGCCGUGAGGGGUGCCCCCGUCAUGGACAACCCUCUUCCGUUUCACCCUCUUGGUCCCUAGUUAUGAGAAUUUGAUGAGUCUGAUUUCUGACGGUUUUAUGUGAAGAUAAAUCAAAACUUCCUCCUGCUCUCCCCUUUGAGUCGCUAUGGAAGUCCUACGUACCCCGAGUGUCUCAUUUGCCUGGAGGCGCCAGGGCCUCUACUCCACACCGAAGGUUUCCUGGAAACCUUGACGCUGAGCAGAGAGGACUGAGGUGACACCUGGGUCCUCGGGGGUCCAGUUGAGUCUCAGAGGAACCAGGUGUGUCCUCACGCUUCCCGGGGACGGGGAGGCGAGCUCAGGAGCUCAGUGUGGUGAUGUCUUGACUUAAAAUGGGCCUGAAAAUCGCGACGGGAACAAGUAGGGCACCGCUUAACACGUGAUAGUCAUUCAUUGCAUGAAGUGGAGUAAUUCCAUCUGGUGGUGAAAGCAUUGUGAUCGCACACGUGAAAACUCACCCAGCUUUACCCUGAUGUGAUCUUUCCUGCCAUGUGAAAGUUCGGACAACUGCUUGUAACUACUCUUCCUUCAGAACUGUAUUGGAGGGUGACCGGUCAAGCUUGUAAUUUAAAAUCUUCACCAACAAA